Notechis scutatus (mainland tiger snake) is the source of this 1347-nucleotide messenger RNA. The record is from RefSeq and is a predicted model, not a curated record. Lineage: Eukaryota; Metazoa; Chordata; Lepidosauria; Squamata; Elapidae.
AGACUUAAUUCUGGUAGAUAUUCUGUUGCAUUUCUAAUUGUUAUGUUAUGUCAGUUAGGAAGCCUUCCAAAAUUCAAACUCUACAUUACAUGGUAAUAAAAUAAGUAAAAAGUAUGACUAACAAGAACAGUAAUGAAGAGGAAUGCCUCUGGAUUGGGGAACACUUAUUGGAGAAUAACUGUGUACCCCCUUUUUCAGAUGUCCCUGCAGCCAACUCCCACAGCCAAUCUCGAUCGAACAGAUGAUCCUGUGUACAGUGAUGUAAUGGGACUGGUGAAGGCAGUCCUGCGGUUGAAGAAUGAAGUCAGCAACCAUCCCCCUGAGCGAUAUAUUCUGGUUGUUAAGGAUGUGGGUCUUUCUCUUCGAAAACUCAUUGGGAGUGUGGAUGACAUCCUUCCGGCUCUACCUGCAUCUUCACGCACUGAGAUUGAGGGUACCCAGAAGCUCCUAAAUAAGGACCUUGCGGAACUGAUCAACAAGAUGCGUCUGGCUCAGCAGAAUUCUAUGACCUCAUUGAGUGAGGAAUGCAAGCGCCAGAUGUUGACGGCUUCACAUACUCUGGCUGUGGAUGCAAAGAAUCUCCUGGAUGCUGUGGACCAAGCCAAGAUGCGAGCCAACCUUGUGAAGGUCUCUUUUGAGUGAUUGAGAGGGCUGACUUAUGGAUUUUUUAAAAAAUGUCCCUCCACAACUUUCACAUCCUCUCCCCCAUCCUGCCUCACCAAAAACUGCUUGUGUCUUUGAUUUUGUCACGUCUGUCUUCUGAGAGCGACGGAGAAGCCAUGCUCAGGGCAAGGAAGAAACCUUCCCCCCUCCGCAGUGUUCUAUGGACCAUGCUGCUAAGGGGCACUGUGUGCACGAUAGGAUCCCAGUCCCAAGGUGAGGAUUCUUUCCACCAAACUUUGAACUCUGAAUCUGCACCAGUAGUCCCAUCACAGAAAGUGACUUCUGAAUAUAUUCGGCUUCCUUUGACAGUACCUCUGGCAUCAAGUCUGUCUCAUUGGUGAGAAAAGAGUCAAAGGCAGGGUGGGGUGGCUUGUGAGCCUCUACACUGUUCUCAGGAUAAGCCCAAAAAAAAUGACACGAGAGAUUUCUCCUUGGUUGAUCCAAGGAUUCUAAAAGGCCUAGUGAGGGAGAAUAUGUUUUCUAGGUCUUGCUACAUUUAUUUUGACUGAAGAUGUCCCCAUGGAGAUGCUGGUUCCUCAGAAGAGACUGUGCAUCUUUCUGUGUUGUAUAGAAACAUAUAUUUAAUGGCCAUAUCUGAAUGUGUGCACCCUCCCUAAAUCUUCUUCCCUUAAUAGCCUCAUUUAUUGAAUUUUUCAACCAGUUUAAACAAUAGAUCUCUCUCUG